Symbiodinium necroappetens is the source of this 419-nucleotide messenger RNA. NCBI's taxonomy places the organism in Eukaryota, Dinophyceae, Suessiales, Symbiodiniaceae. The record is from the annotation of a GenBank genome assembly.
GCAUGGAAGAAUGCGCAUGUUGGAAUUCUCUUCGUGGACCAACCUGCCAACAUGGAGGUCUCAGACGUGCAACUGUUCGACAACCACAUCGGCAUCACUGGAACUUUCCAUCGGAAGAUGGGUGACAUGCUCCACUCUUUCACGAUGCGUGACAGCAAGGUCUACGGCUCCACAGCCCUGUCCAACUGCAACGCCUCGCUCCAAUGCUUGGCAGUUGGCCCUGGGGAGGCAAGUCCUUCCGGCUGCGGCUCUUUGCCGGGACCUGAUGUGCGACGAGUUGGCAUCUUGUUGCCCAUCAUCACCAAUCGCGGGAAGACCUGCGAGGACGGGCCCGUCUUGCGCGCAUGUCCUUUGGCCAACCUCCCCGACCGCAACUGCGCGCUGCCCUGGGAGAGCCGCUACGGCACGCGGGGUUCCAG